Molecule: messenger RNA, 1694 nt
Organism: Cylicocyclus nassatus
Lineage: Eukaryota; Metazoa; Nematoda; Chromadorea; Rhabditida; Strongylidae
Source: the annotation of a GenBank genome assembly
AUGCCAUCAAGUGUGGCUGAAAGUUCUUCCAGUGAACGUUCAAGAAGCAGUGAUAGCAGUGUUCCCUUUCGCUAUCGUAAGCGCGCUGAUUCACCCGCUUCCUCUAAGUCUACCUCAAAAUCCCCCAGAAGGCCUCAUAGUCGACGGAGAUCUCGAGAGGUGGAUUCUCCAUCUGAUUCUUUGGAAAGGCGGCCUGAGCGGCGAAGGACUAGGUCACCGGCAGAAAGCAGAUCUCUUGCUAAAGGUGAUAAGUCGCCUCCAAAAAGAUUUCGGUCUCCAACCGGUAGAAGAAGAUCAUCGUCCAGGAGUCGACAAAGAAGCAUCUCACCUGUACGUAAGCGUCGUCGCAGCUCCGAUAGAAGCCACGACAGAUCGCGGUCGAGAUCUCCUAGAAGAAAAGACCUUCGAAACAAUUCACGUUCGAGAUCAAGAUCACGAAGUCCUGCAAGAGAUUCGCACAGAAAUAGCCGCAAUUAUGCCUCGCCUCGACGCGAAAGACGGCGGAGCCCGCUAAGUGAUGACCGAUAUAAACGCGGCCGCUCAAUAACCCCACCUCGUAGGAGGGAAAGAUCACGAUCUCGCUCUCGUUCUCGACAACGUUCAAGAUCCCCUCUCGCUUCAAGGGAUUCUUACGUUAACAGAAAUCUUUCACCGAGGGAAAGGAGAUGGGAAUCACGUUACAGCCCUCGCAACGAUGAUCGGAGGCCACAAAGCGGAUCUCGUUCGCCAUCACCAAAAAGACGCAACAUAAGAAAAAGAUCAGUCACGCGAUCAAGGUCUCGUUCACGCAGUCCAACAACAGCCAGGAAUACUUUCAUAAAGAAACGUAGAGAUCGCCGACUAAGAGUCAUGGAACAAGGCGCUUUCGAGGUUUGGGGUCAAUCACCCACUCAGACUGAUAUUGAGAAGGUCUAUGCAUCCUACCACGAACUCGAUGAGUCCAGACGACAAGAAGCGGAAAAAGGCGAGAAGCUGCGAGCUGAAAGACAUGCGGUGAAGAAGGUUGAGGAAAAGAAGCGUCGUGCUGGCCUCAUGAAAGAUGGAGUUGAGCUUUCUGAGUCCGCAGAAGAGAGUGAUUCGGAGAAAGCGAAGAAGAAAAAGAAGAAGAAGGAAAAGAAAUCGAAGAAGGAGAAAAAGGAGAAGAAGAAGGACAAAAAGAAGAAGAAAGCGAAGAAGCACAAAAAUAGCGAUGAUGAUGACAGUGAGGAGUGGGUGGAAGUUACGCAUGAUAUGCGUAUGGAGGAAGCAGCCAGAGAGGCUCGAGAAGAGCAGGAAAUGCCCGGACCCGCUCUCCCCGAGCAUUUGAGUGCAAGAAAUCAACUCGGACUCAAUAUCAAAGCCAACUAUGGCAAGGACAUGCUCAAGGGUGAAGCAGCUGCGAUGGCUGCAUACGCUGCGAGAGGAGAGCGUAUUCCUAGAAGAGGUGAAAUUGGUCUUUCUUCUGCUGAGAUCAGUGAGUUUGAGAAGGUAGGAUAUGUGAUGAGUGGUACAAGACACAAAGCAAUGGAAGCUACUCGGUUACGAAAGGAGAAUCAGGUACUGACUGCCGAGGAAAAGAGGCUUUUGUCGGGCUUUUCACAAGAAGAACGCAAGAAGAAAGAAGCUGCCAUGCUGGAGCAAAUGCGCAGUUUGAUAGCAUCAAAAAGAGCAGAAUGAGAUAAUUGUAUCAUGCAAAUAAUAAAGUUUCACCUCAG